Messenger RNA from Colletotrichum higginsianum IMI 349063, 690 nucleotides. RefSeq names its product Imidazoleglycerol-phosphate dehydratase. Gene Ontology annotation, biological process: L-histidine biosynthetic process. Gene Ontology annotation, molecular function: imidazoleglycerol-phosphate dehydratase activity. The coding region runs from base 1 to 690 and encodes 229 amino acids. The record is from RefSeq and is a predicted model, not a curated record. NCBI's taxonomy places the organism in Eukaryota, Fungi, Ascomycota, Sordariomycetes, Glomerellales, Glomerellaceae. The transcript has 2 exons.
AUGUCCACGACCUCCUCCCACCCUCCCAGAUGGGCCGCCCUCGCGCGCGACACCAACGAGACCAAGAUUCAGUUGGCCAUCAAUCUCGAUGGCGGGGCAUUCCCACCCGACACCGACUCGAGACUCACUGCGGCCGUUACCGAACACGCCUCGCAGGCGAGCAAGUCUCAGACGAUUAGCGUCAACACCGGCAUCGGCUUCCUCGACCACAUGCUCCACGCCCUCUCCAAGCACGCCGGCUGGAGUUUGGCCCUCGCCUGCAAGGGCGACCUUCACAUCGACGACCACCACACCGCUGAGGAUGUCUGCAUAGCCCUCGGCUACGCCUUCUCCAACGCCCUCGGCAGCGCGACUGGCCUCGCCCGCUUCGGUUACGCAUACGCCCCCCUCGACGAAGCCCUCUCCCGCGCCGUCGUCGACCUGUCCAACCGACCUUAUAGCGUUAUCGACCUCGGGCUCCGCCGCGAGAAGAUUGGCGACCUGAGCUGCGAGAUGAUCCCCCACUGCCUGCAGAGCUUCGCCCAGGGCGCCAGAGUCACCCUGCAUGUCGACUGCCUGCGGGGUGAGAACGACCACCACCGUGCCGAGAGCGCCUUCAAAGCCCUGGCCGUGGCCGUCAAGAUGGCAACGAGUCGCGUUGCUGGCAAGGAGGGAGAAGUGCCCAGCACCAAGGGAACCUUGAGCGCGUAA